CGGCAGGGUCAGGUCUGGAGCAGCGCGCCGUUCUGUGAGGGCUGCGCUGAGCCCCCUCUCCGCUUCGAUCGGCCCGGCCCGGCGGCCUCCGCCACGGGCGGCUCCGGACCCGUGCAGCGCGGGGGAUGGAUGCUGCAGGCCUCACCCUGAAGCUGCUUCUGGUCGGAGACAGCGCUGUGGGGAAGUCCAGCCUCUUGCUGAGGUUCACCGACGGUGCGUUUGAGCCGUGCCUGAAGCCCACCAUCGGUGUUGAUUUUAAAGUGAAGAAAAUGGUCGUAGACGGCCAUGCAGUACAGCUCGCAAUAUGGGACACAGCAGGACAGGAGCGCUUUAGAACACUGACUCCCAGUUAUUACCGAGGAGCUCAAGGGGUUGUUUUAGUGUAUGAUGUUACAAGAAAAGACACUUUCGCAGGACUAGAGAGCUGGCUGAAUGAGCUGGAAAUGUAUACCAAAAGCAACACUGUGAAGAUGUUAGUUGGCAAUAAAACCGAUAAGCCUGAUCGUGAAGUAGAGAGAAGAGAAGGACUCCAGUUUGCUAGGAAACGCUCUCUGCUUUUUAUAGAGACCAGUGCCAAGACACAAGAUGGAGUGCAACAUGCCUUUGAGGAACUAGUCAUAAAGAUCCUGCAGACACCAGGUCUUUGGGAUAAAAGCGCAGAGAAGUGGGGAGUCCAGCUAAUGGAAUCUUCAGCACAGCAGGAUAAAAGCUUAUGUGGUGCAUACUGUCCACUUUCUUAAAUCUACAGGUGGCUGUUCUGUCUGAAUGGAGUGGACCUCUUUUUUUUUUUUUUUUUUUUUUUUUUUUUUUUAAAAAAAAGGGGGCAGGAAUUCCAAGCACUGAUCUGUGCCUUGUUUGACCUGCCACCAGUUGUGUAGAUCCAAACCUGAAACUGAUUAGCAAAAUACAUUUUUGUUCAUUAACAAAAUACAGUUUGUCUUUCCCUGAUGCACAGCUGAUGUCUCCAGAUAUUUUUCUGGUAACCGUCAGAUUUUUCACUAUUAAAUCAUAGUGCUUCUUA
Molecule: messenger RNA, 1021 nt
Organism: Harpia harpyja (harpy eagle)
Lineage: Eukaryota; Metazoa; Chordata; Aves; Accipitriformes; Accipitridae
Product: ras-related protein Rab-18-B-like
Exons: 7
Coding region: 126-740 (204 amino acids)
Molecular function (GO): GTPase activity; GTP binding
Source: RefSeq, a predicted model, not a curated record